AUGAUUAACAAAUCAAUUAUGCUUCUGAGCCUAGUGGUUCUUCAUAGCACAUUUAUAAAUGGAAAAACAACAUGUAAAUGGCAAUUUGUGAAAGAAUGGCAUAAACAGCCAUUAUUAUAUGUGGUGAAUUGGACACUAACAGAAAACAUCUGCAUGGACUUCUAUAGAGAUUGCUGGUUUGGGGAUGUAAAUACCAAAAUGAAUACUUCAGGCAAUCAAGUUGUUCCCCAUAUUUGCCCUUUGCAAAUUCAAUUGGGGGACAUCCUUGUAAUUUCUUCUGAACCAUCUCUUCAGUCUCCAGAAAUAAAUUUGAUGAAUGUUUCUGAAGCAUCAUUCAUUGACUGUCUGCAAAACACCACAACUGAAGAUCAGUUACUUUUUGGUUGCAAACUAAAAGGAAUGCAUACUGUGAAUUCUCAGUGGCUGAGUGUUGGGACACAUUAUUUUGUCACAGUAAUAGCAAGUGGUCCAUCGCUUUGUCACCAGGGGCUACAACUAAAUGUGACAGUGAAAGAACAGUUCUGCCAGGAAUCUCUGAGUUCAGAAUUUUGCUCUGGGCAUGGCAAAUGUCUUACUGAAGUUUGGAGCAAGACAUACAGCUGCCAUUGCCAGCCUUCAUUUUCUGGAAAAUAUUGCCAAGAACUUGAUGCAUGUUCUUAUAAGCCAUGUGAAAAUAAUGGCAUUUGCAUUAAUAAAAGAGGAAAAUGGAAUACACAAGUAUAUGAAUGUAUCUGUCACCAGCCAUUUACAGGCAUAAAUUGUUCAGAAAUUAUUGACCAAGGUCAACCAUAUAUCUGUUUCCAUGGGAAUUGCAGCAAUAUUACUAUAUAUAAUUUCAUCUGUGAAUGUGAUGAACCAUUUUCAGAUCCGUCCUGUGAGGAGUCAAUGGAAUGUUAUAUUUCUCAGUCUUGUUGGAAAGGGAAUAUUUGCCAAAAUAAAAGCUCUGCUUACAUUUGUGAAUGCCCAGAAGGAUUUUUUGAUGAAAACUGUGAAACUGAUAUGUACAAAUGUUCAUCAAUGCCAUGUCAGAAUGAUGCAGACAACAUUCAUAUUCCAAAUGGUACUACGUACAUCUGUUCAGCAAUAUUUACAGGCAAGCUUUGUAAGAGACAACUUCAAAUACCACACGAGUCAUUUCCUUGCAAGAAUAAUACUGCAUGUAUGAAAUAUGGGAAGGAUUAUCAUUGCAGUUGUUUGCCAGGAUUUACUGGAAAAAACUGUGAGAAAGUAAUUGACCACAGUAGACUGCUCAGCAUCAACUGUCUGAAUGAAGGAUGGUGUUUCUAUAUAAGUGGAAGAUUCAGAUAUGUAGGUACUUUAGAGUGCACGAGAUAUUCCUGUUGGCUUGUGAAGAAUGUUUGCUUCAUUCAUCUGUACCCCUGCUACUGUGGAACCAAAAGCCAUGACAUUUGCCAAGCUAAAGUCCAUCCUCCUCCUCAAUUUAAAUAUUUGUGGCAACUGGUAUUUAAAGGAUCUGAGGAUGGAAAUUGUGAAGUGUCUGUUGAUGCCUACUUUUUUCUCUCUGCAAACUAUGGAGCAGUCUAUGUGAACCCAUCUGAAGACCUUGAUUAUGUAUGUUGGUUCCUAUGUGAAGGAACGAUAGAGAUGUGUGAAAAUGAAUGCAGUUGUUUGACUAAAGAAGACAAUAAGAGAUGCUGGUGCCUGUGUAUUCCAAGAUGGCCUUGCAAAAUGUCUUUGGAAAAUACAACUGAUUAUGAAGAAAGUGGAUGUCAACAUGAAGCUCUUUAUAAAGAUGAAAUUAAUAAAUCCAGAUGCAGCUGUUCUCCUGUUUACAUGGACGGAUUCUAUAACCUCAGUGUUGAAGAUUGCUUAGGAAACCAGAGUACGUCAGUGCAUGGCUUCUGCUUGGUCCAUUUGCACAACUGCAACUGUAGCUGUCCGCAAAGAUCUGAAAGAAACAUCUGUGAAAUAGAAACUGAAGAUUGUAAAUCUGUGCCCUGCAAAAAUGAAGCAACCGGUAUACAUUUAAGUGUCCAUUUCUACUGCAAAUGUAUCCCAGGAUUUACAGGCAAGCACUGUGAAGUAGACGUUGAUGAAUGUUCUUCGCAUCCAUGCAAGAAUGGUGCUACCUGCAUUGACCAACCUGGUAAUUACUUCUGCCAUCGUGUGGCUCCAUUUAAAGUGGUUAAUGGCUUCUCCUGCUUAUGCAAUCCGGGUUUUGCUGGCUUGAGGUGUGAACAGGACAUUGAUGAUUGUAUCCUGAAUGCCUGUGAGCACAAUUCUACCUGCAAAGAUCUUCAUCUCAGCUACCAGUGUGUCUGCUUACCUGGUUGGGAAGGAAGUUUUUGCGAACAAGAAUCCAAUGACUGCAAAAUGAAUACUUGUAAGAACAAUUCCACCUGUACUGACAUCUACAAUGGCAAUCACUGUGAGUGUACAUCUGGAUGGACUGGACAAAACUGUAGUGAAGAAAUAAAUGAAUGUGACUCUGACCCAUGCCUGAAUGGAGCUCUUUGUCAUGAGUCUACCAUUCCUGGGCAAUUUGUAUGCCUAUGUCCACCCUUUUAUACUGGAAAAUUUUGCCAUCAACACUAUAACCCUUGUGAUCCACUCAGUGACCCUUGCAGAAACAACUCAACAUGUUUGACUUUGGUAGAUGGAACUCAUUCCUGUGUGUGUAGAGAAGGAUUUGAGGGUGAACAUUGUGAAAUUAAUGUGGAUGAGUGCUUCUCCCUUCCCUGUCAGAAUUAUGGUGACUGUGAAGAUGGGGUCAACAAUUUCAGAUGUGUUUGCAGACCUGGGUUUUCUGGAACUCUAUGUGAACUUGAAACCAAUGAGUGUUCUUCUAGACCUUGCAAAAAUAAUGGGACCUGUGUGGAUCUGGCAAACAGACCUGUGUGUAAUUGUAAGCCAAGGUACCAUGGACCUUUGUGUGAAUUGGAUAUGAGCAAAUGCAAAAUCUCACUUUGUCUGGAUAGAGAAGAUUGUGUCAGCAGAACUGGUGGAUAUAGGUGCCUCUGUGCUCCUGGUUAUACAGGCAUUGAUUGUGAAGUAAAUAUAGAUGAAUGUCUAUCAGAUCCCUGUCUCCAUGAUGGAACUUGUAUUGGUGGCAUCAAUCAUGCUUGUGACUGCAAGAGUGGAUUUUUUGGAACAUGCUGUGAAAAAAAUGCAAAUGAUUGCCUCUCAAAUCCUUGUCUAUAUGGAAGAUGUAUAGAUCUCGUUAGCGAGUAUCAAUGUUCAUUUGUUGCAGAAUGGACUAGCUCAAGAUGUGAGAUCAAGAUUAAUAACUGUACAUCAAUUCCUUGCAUAAAAGAAGACUCCUGUGAGAAAUCAGUCCGUGACUUUACUUGGAUUUGCCCAGGUGGAUACACUGGUGCAUAUUGUGAAAUAAAUAUUGACAGUCAUGCUGAGCCUGAACUGAAUUUGGUCCUCUGGCUUAAUGGAUGGAUUUGCGUUGAUGGAUCUGGACACAGGUUUUACUGCAGAUGUCUUCCUGGAUUUUCUGGGAAAUUUUGUAAAAUUAAUAUAAAUGAAUGUUCUUCAUCACUAUGUCUAAAGGGUGCAAAGUGUGAAGAUCACAUCAAUGGAUGUAUUUGCAAAUGUCAACAAGGAAAGUCAGGACAUCACUAUGAGGAUGGACUUGAAGAGUGCAUUUCCAACUUAUGUGUUCAUGGAAUAUGCGCAGAAAAUGAACCUGGCCUUGGCUCAACAUGUUUACGCAUAUCUGGAUUUGUGACCUGCUCCACUGGGCUCUUUUGUGGUGAUGGAAUAGGGAGCAUUACCCAUUUACCUCCCAUCUCUCAAAGAACUGAUGGCAUUUCUACACAAACAUAUACAGUACCUGCUUCUGACACUUCAGCCAGUGGCUUUCCAUCAGCAAGGGCUACAGGACUAUGGACCAUAAUGGCUACUUAUGCAGUUGACCCAGGUCCCAAACAGACAGAUAUUAUCAAGGAUGGUGUUCUCCUAACCACUGGUUUGGCAGCAUUAAGUAUUGGCAUAUCUUUUGAAAGCUAUAUACUCAAAGAACUGAUUUCCACUAGAGAGCUCUCAGCCAAAUACAGUCUUCAUUCUUCCACAGAUGUUUCCUCUUCUCAGUUUCUGAAUUUUGGUGUUCAUGACCCAGCACAAUUUGUCUGGGGCAAAACAUCCAUAUCAUAUAUGCCUAUCCAAACUUCAGUAGCCAUACCAGGAUUCCUUUUCCCCAGUAGGAGAGAGAGGACCUCAUUUAUCAUCUCUUCUUUCAUGACAGAUUCUGUUUUUCCUACAGAAUCUUUAUUAUUUGAGAACAAUCAGACUAUUGCCUUAUCUACUACCACAAUGAGUUCAGUAAUUACUGGCAUUCCAGCUGAUAUUAAGUUAAACAGGCACUCAUUACUCUCCCAUGGAUUCCUGCUCACAACUGCUUCUACAAGUGCACCUCCAAUUGUCUCUAGGGGGGCUCAAGAGGAUAUUGAAGGAUAUUCAGCUGUUUCCUUAAUUUCAAGAAGAGAGUAUUGGAGAUUGCUAAGCUCCUCAAUGUCUCCCAUUUCUCCUGCUAAGAUAAUUAUAUCUAAACAGGUAGCCAUCUUAAACUCAUCAACUCUGCCAUUCACUACACAAGCUUCCUUUCCCAGUGAAUACCAGGUUAUUAUGGAAGCAUCUAGCAACCAGAGACUCACAAACAUCAAAUCACAGGCUGCUGAUUCUUUAAGUGAAUUAAGCCAAACAUGCGCAACAUGUUCUAUGACUGAAAUAAAAUCCUCUCAUGAAUUCUCAGAUCAAGUUUUGCAUAGCAAACAGUCCCACUUUUAUGAGACAUUCUGGAUGAACUCAGUGAUAUUAGCCAGCUGGUAUGCACUAAUGGGAAUUCAAACUAUCACUUCUGGGCAUUCAUUUUCCUCUGCUACUGAAAUAAUGCCAUCAGCAGCGUUCACAGAGCUGUCAUCUUUAUUCCCUUCUAAAAAGAGUACAGAAAAAAGGAUUUUAUCCUCAUCCUUGGAAGAAUCUAUUACCCUAUCAAGUAAUUUGGAUGUUAAUUUAUGUUUGGAUAAGACUUAUUUAUCCAUUGUCCCAUCACAAACUGCCUCUUCAUACCUGAUGAAUACUGAUUUGACUUCAAAACUGGCUACUGAUGAUCCUUCUCUGUCAGAAAAUGUUUUAAAACUAUUGACAAUAGGACAAUAUGGUGUAACUGUGGGCCCCACUGAGAUACUGAAUCAAGACAAUUUAUUGGAUGUGCAAGAGAUUAAAGGAUCUCAUCAACAGUCCAAACUUCUCACACAUGAUAGCUCUCUAGAUUUUGAAUUAAAUUUAGAAAAUCAUCCAGAAACUGUACAUUCAAGUGACCUCAAAAACAUCCUGCUUCCUUACAUGAACUCAGUGUCUGAUUUUUCAGAAGUAACCUCUAAUGUUCAAUUUUAUGCAGUUUCAGCAAGUCAGUCACUUCCAAUACAGACCUCUUUCCCUAUGUCUGUACUUACGCCAGACUGGACAUAUUAUACAGAUUAUCUGACCUUCACAUCUGAUUUAAAAGAAGGGCUCAGAACUUCUUCAGAGUGGUCCAAAUGGGAACUUCAGCCUAGUGUACAUGGCUGGGAACCUCUUGAUGCAAGCCAGAGGCUUCCUGUCACUAGAUCUCUUACUUUGUCUUCCCCGGAGUUGAUUCCUCUUCAGCUGAUGAUUUCUAGUUUCAGUUGUGCUUGUUAUUAUGGAGAUUCCUAUCUAGAAUUUCAGAAUGUGUUGUUAAAUCCACAGAACAACAUGUCAGUAGAAUUUCAGACCUUCAACUCCUAUGGACUCCUGCUCUAUCUCAAACAAGACUCAGAUUCAGUAGAUGGAUUUUUUAUUCAAUUAUGUAUUGAAAAUGGUACUUUAAAGUACUACUUUUUCUGUGCUGGUGAAGCAAAAUUGAGAAGCAUUAACAGUACUAUUAAAGUAGAUGAUGGACAGAAGUAUACACUUCUCAUCAGGCAAGAAUUUGAUCCAUGUAGAGCUGAAUUGACUAUUCUAGGGAGGACUAUAAAGGCAAGUGAAUCUGUCAAUCACGUAUCUGGAAAACCCUUGCCAGAAUCAGGAUCUCUCUUUAUUGGUGGAUUUCCGUAUCUUCAUGGUGCAAAUCAGCAACCUCUCCCUCCCAGAAAUUUUACUGGCUGCAUAGAAGUUAUAGAAAUCAAUAACUGGAAAUUUUUUAUCCCAUCCAAGGCAGUGAGAAAAAUUCGUGUGGACAAUUGCAGCUACCAGCUAAACAAUGCAGGUUUAUUAUUUCCAUCUUUCAACGGGAAUUCCUAUAUAGAACUGCCUUUUUUUACAACCCUGGAUGAGUUGAAAUUUGUGCCAGAGAAGGAACGUAACAGAACUGUUACCAUCUACUUGACUAUAAAAACAAGCACUUUGAAUGGAACUAUUCUCUACAGUAAUGAGAAGAAUAUUGGGCAACACUUUCUUCAUUUAUUUCUCGUGGAAGGAAGGCCCACAGUUAAAUAUGGAUGUGGAAGUUCUCAAAAUAUCUUGACUCUUUCUGCUAGUUAUAGAAUUAACACAAAUGUCUUCAUCCCUAUCACAGUACGCUACACAAUCCCUGUUGGCAGCCCUCAGGUUGCUUGCAUGAUUGAAAUGACUGCAGAUGGAAAAGCUCCAAUACAGAAGCAAGACACAGAGAUACCCCAUGUCUCUCAGGUACAUUUUGAAUCAAUGUUUCUUGGCCAUAUCCCAGCAAAUAUUAAGAUCCAUAAGAAAGCAGGUCACAUUUAUGGCUUCAAAGGCUGCAUUCAAGAGCUUCAAGUAAACAACAAAGAAUUCUUCAUCAUUGAUAACGCACUGCAUGGAAAGAACAUUGAGAACUGCCAUGUCCCAUGGUGUGCUCAUCAUCUAUGCCACAACAAUGGCACCUGCAUCAGUGAUCAUGGAAACUGGUUUUGUGAGUGUCCGAGGCUAUACGCAGGCAAGAUGUGCCAGUUUGCUACCUGUGAAAACAGCCCGUGUGGGGACGGUGCCACCUGUGUUCCUAAAUCCAAGACAGAUGUCGACUGCCUCUGCCCAUAUGGGAGGUCUGGACUCCUCUGCACGGACGCUGCUGAUAUUUCUUGGCCCAGGUUCAGGGGCACAGGCGCCUUUGGAUACACGUCAUUUCUGGCUUAUUCACGGAUCCCAGACAUCGGCUUCAGUUAUGAAUUCCACUUGAAGUUUCAGCUGGCAAAUAAUCACUCAGCACUGCAAAAUAACUUAAUAUUUUUCACUGGACAGAAGGGCCAUGGAUUGAACGGUGACGAUUUCCUGGCCGUGGGUCUGCACAACGGCAGUGUGGUUUACACUUACAACUUGGGAUCGGGCACAGCCAGUAUCAGCAGUGAUCCCCUUGAUCUGAGCCUCGCCAUCCACACCGUCCGUCUGGGGAGGUUCUUCCAGAUGGGCUGGCUGAAGGUAGAUGAUCAUAAAAAUAAAUCCGUCAUCUCCCCGGGAAGACUGGUUGGUCUCAAUGUCAUCAGUCAGUUUUAUGUAGGUGGCUACAGUGAAUACACACCAGAUCUCUUACCCAGUGGAGCCAAUUUUAAAAACGGCUUUCAAGGUUGCAUUUUUACUGUGCAAGUUCGCACUGACAAGGGCCGUUUCAGAGGCCUGGGAGACCCUGAGGGCCACCCGACUGCCGGGCGCAGCGUUGACCAGUGCGAUGCUUCUCCCUGCAGUUUAAUGAAAUGUGCCAACGGUGGGACAUGCAUAGAGGGUAGAUCUGCUGCUUACUGUGAUUGUCCCCCUGGGUGGAAAGGAGAAUUCUGCACAGAGACCAUUUCCACCUGUGACCCUGAACAUGACCCUCCACACAACUGUAGCAAAGGGGCAACUUGUGUUUCACUGCCCCAUGGAUACACCUGUUACUGUCCUCUGGGAACCACUGGAAUCUACUGUGACCAAGUUUUUUCUAUCAGUGAUCCAUCUUUCAGAAGCCAUGAAUUAUCCUGGAUGUCUUUUGCUUCCUUCCGUAUUCGAAAAAAGACACAUAUUCAGUUGCAGUUUCAGCCUCUUUCUGCAGAUGGCAUCUUAUUUUAUGUUGCACAACACUUAAAAGCACAAUCAGGUGAUUUUUUAUGUAUCUCCUUAGUAAAUGGUUCUGUUCAAUUUCGCUACAACCUUGGUGACGGAACUAUCAUUCUAGAAACUCUCCAAAAAGUAAUGAUGGAUGGAAGUACUUGGCAUGUGAUUAAAGCAGGAAGAGUUGGUGCGGAAGGCUACCUGGAUCUGGAUGGGAUAAAUGUAACGGAAAAAGCCAACGCUAAAAUGAGCUCCCUGGACACACAUACUGACUUCUAUAUUGGGGGAGUGUCAUCCUUGAAUCUUGUAAAUCCUAUGUCCAUAGCAAGUGAACCUAUAGGUUAUGGUUGCGUCCGAGAAGUUAUUAUAAAUAAUCAAGUAUUACAACUAACUGAAUUAGGAGCAAAACGAGGUUCAAAUGUAGGUGACUGUGAUGGGACACCCUGUGGGUACAAUGUGUGCAGAAAUAGGGGUGAAUGUGUAGUAAAUGGCACAACUUUUUCUUGCAGAUGUUUGCCACAUUGGGCUGGAAAUACAUGUGACCGGUCUGUGUAUUGUUUGAAUCAUCUUUGUCUUCACCAAUCUCUAUGUAUACCUGAAGAGUCAUAUUCUUACACUUGUUUGUGUGCUUUGGGUUGGGUGGGAAAGUAUUGUGAAAACAAAACUUCAUUUUCAACUGCAAAAUUUAUGGGUAAUUCUUACAUUAAAUACAUUGAUCCAGAUUACAGAAGGAGAAACCUUCAGUUCACUACUAUAUCUUUAAAUUUCAGUACUGCUGAAACAGAAGGCUUAAUUGUAUGGAUAGGAAAAGCUCAAAAUGAAGAAAAUGAUUUUCUGGCAAUUGGUCUCCAUAAUCAGUCCUUGAAAAUAGCAGUUAACUUAGGAGAAAGCAUUUCUGUGCCUAUGACCUAUAACAAUGGCACAUUCUUUCGUAAUAAAUGGUACCAUGUAAGAGUAAUUCAAAAUCAGACUCUUAUUAAGGCCUACCUGGAUGACAAUCUAGUCAUCUCUGAGGAUAUUGACCCCCACAAAAAAUUUGUUGCUCUAAACUAUGAUGGCAUUAGUUAUCUAGGGGGCUUUGAAUAUGGCCAAAAGGUAAAUGAAGUGACUCGAGAGAUUUUUAAAAGAGCUUUUGUAGGCAAAAUUAAAGAUGUAUUUUUUCAGGACUCAAAAAAAAUUGAGCUAAUUAAAUCAGAGGGAUACAAUGUCUUUAAUGGAGAUGAACAAAAUUAAUUAUAUAAACUAC
Lontra canadensis (Northern American river otter) is the source of this 9214-nucleotide messenger RNA. RefSeq names its product eyes shut homolog (gene EYS). Gene Ontology annotation, molecular function: calcium ion binding. The record is from RefSeq and is a predicted model, not a curated record. Gene Ontology annotation, biological process: heterophilic cell-cell adhesion; establishment or maintenance of epithelial cell apical/basal polarity. Gene Ontology annotation, cellular component: plasma membrane; protein-containing complex. NCBI's taxonomy places the organism in Eukaryota, Metazoa, Chordata, Mammalia, Carnivora, Mustelidae.